GUUUUUCUUCUUCCUUCCUUAGUUCUCUUUUAAUAUGUUUGACCAUCCAAUCCCACGGGUUUUCCAGAACCGCUUCUCAACUCAGUACCGUUGCUUCUCAGUAUCCAUGCUUGCCGGACCUAAUGACAGGUCAGAUGUGGAGAAAGGCGGGAAGAUAAUUAUGCCACCGUCUGCUUUGGAUCAACUCAGCCGACUUAAUAUUACUUACCCAAUGUUGUUUAAGCUGACCAAUAAAAAUUCAGACCGAAUGACGCACUGUGGAGUGCUUGAAUUUGUGGCUGAUGAGGGCAUAUGUUACCUUCCACACUGGAUGAUGCAGAACUUGCUGCUGGAGGAAGGAGGCCUGGUACAAGUGGAGAGUGUUAAUCUUCAAGUUGCUACUUAUUCAAAAUUUCAGCCACAGAGUCCAGAUUUUCUUGAUAUCACCAAUCCCAAAGCUGUAUUAGAAAAUGCGUUGAGAAACUUUGCUUGUCUAACUACUGGGGAUGUUAUUGCCAUCAACUAUAAUGAAAAGAUCUAUGAGCUCCGAGUAAUGGAGACCAAACCUGAUAAGGCUGUGUCCAUCAUAGAAUGUGAUAUGAAUGUGGAUUUUGACGCUCCUUUGGGAUACAAAGAACCAGAAAGAAGUGCACAACAUGAAGAGACCGCAGAUGUUGAAGCAGAUCACAGUGGAUAUGUGAGCGACCUAGGAUUUCGUGCAUUCUCUGGUUCUGGGAACAGAUUGGAUGGCAAGAAGAAAGGUGUUGAGCCUAGUCCAUCGCCAAUUAAACCGGGAGACAUUCGAAGAGGAAUACCCAACUAUGACUUCAAGAUUGGUAGAAUCACAUUCAUUAGAAACUCACGUCCACUAGUUAAGAAAGUUGAAGAGGAUGAAUCUGGAAGCCGAUUUAUUGCCUUUUCAGGAGAAGGCCAAUCCCUGCGCAAAAAGGGAAGAAAACCAUAAGUUGUGGAACUUUCAGUCAGUUAGGAGGAAAAUAAAAUAACAAUUGCAGCAUAUGGGAUCUUAGUUAUUGCAGAGGAGAGGAGAGACCGUUUUGCAACACAGGAACACUUUUAGUGAUUUUGGUUUCAUGUUUAAAAAUGGAGCUUAACGUUGUCUUAAUUUUCAGCUGAAAAUUAAGUUCUAGGAGUUUUGAAGCAGUGGUUUUUUGUGUGUUGUAAAGAUGGAAAGUUUAUCUUGGGCAAACCUGGGAAGCAAAAUCAACGAGUUCUACCUUGCUGAAAGGUCCAGUCCUUAGACUACAGCCUACCCUCUUUUAUAUCCUCUGAGGGAUGAUGGUCUCAUGUUGUUUUGUGCUUGAUACUUCCUUCUCUAUAUAUAUCCUGCCACAAUUUCCGAUAAGCUUUUUGGUGUGGGGCAAACGAAGGCUAACGCUUAGGUGUUGGAAGACCUUUGUGGAGGGAAUCUCUUUGAUCUUAGCUUCAGGUGCUGGGUUACAAACCUGAGGCAUCCCAGGCUCUGACACAGACCUCCCCACACCCCAGUUGCUUUUUAUAUUUAGAAUUAAUAACAUGCCUUUUUAAUAGUUCAGAUACAGUAACAUAUUGUAGCAGUCUAACAGUGCACCCUUCGCGGUGCCUGUAGUGGGUUGAGUGGUCUCACGUCCGGCUCGUGGUCACCCUAAGGUGGUGGCCCUAAUACGCGCUCCCCGGAAAGGAGCGGGCUGUGGUCUGUUCAGCCGGGGGGCCGUGGGCGCCGUGUUAAGUAAGUGCAUUGCGUCAAGCGCGGAGUAAAGGUCCUGAACAAGC
This is a messenger RNA of Struthio camelus australis, 1749 nucleotides long. NCBI's taxonomy places the organism in Eukaryota, Metazoa, Chordata, Aves, Struthioniformes, Struthionidae. The record is from RefSeq and is a predicted model, not a curated record.